This is a messenger RNA of Talpa occidentalis (Iberian mole), 6034 nucleotides long. It is a transcript of the gene NRXN3, whose product is annotated as neurexin 3. NCBI's taxonomy places the organism in Eukaryota, Metazoa, Chordata, Mammalia, Eulipotyphla, Talpidae. The record is from RefSeq and is a predicted model, not a curated record. Bases 124 to 5067 code for a protein of 1647 amino acids. The transcript has 17 exons.
CCUCGUGCGUGCUCCGUCCUCUCGUGUGCGCUGGGGCGCGCCCCUCGUGCACUGCACCCUCCCAAAGCCCGCCAGGGCUGUUCCCUGCGCUCUGCUCCUCCGCGCUCCUCUCCAGCCCCCACGAUGAGCUUCACCGCGCACUCGGUUUUCUUCACCCUGAAGGCGAGCGUCCUGCUGGGGUCCCUGCUGGGGCUGUGCCUGGGCCUGGAGUUCAUGGGCCUCCCCAACCAGUGGGCCCGCUACCUCCGCUGGGACGCCAGCACGCGCAGCGACCUGAGCUUCCAGUUCAAGACCAACGUCUCCACGGGGCUGCUGCUUUACCUGGACGACGGCGGCGUCUGCGACUUCCUGUGCCUCUCGCUGGUGGACGGCCGCGUGCAGCUGCGGGUCAGCAUGGACUGCGCCGAGACGGCCGUGCUGUCCCACAAGCAGGUCAACGACAGCACCUGGCACUUCCUCAUGGUGAGCCGCGACGGCCUGCGCACCGUGCUAGUGCUGGAUGGCGAGGGCCAGGCCGGGGAGCUGCAGCCCCAGCGGCCCUACAUGGAUGUGGUCAGCCACUUGUUCCUCGGAGGAGUCCCUGCGGACAUACGACCUUCUGCUCUGACCCUCGACGGAGUGCAGGCCAUGCCCGGCUUCAAGGGAUUAAUCCUGGAUCUCAAAUAUGGCAACUCGGAGCCUCAGCUUCUGGGGAGCCAGGGUGUCCAGCUGGACGCAGAGGGCCCCUGUGGUGACCGACCCUGUGAAAAUGGUGGGAUCUGCUUUCUCCUGGAUGGCCACCCAACCUGUGACUGUUCCACCACUGGCUUCGGAGGCAAGCUCUGCUCGGAAGCUCGAGAGGAGAAUGUGGCCACUUUCCGGGGCUCAGAGUACCUGUGCUACGACCUGUCUCAGAACCCAAUCCAGAGCAGCAGCGAUGAAAUCACCCUCUCCUUUAAGACCUGGCAGCGGAAUGGGCUCAUCCUGCACACGGGCAAGUCUGCUGACUAUGUCAACCUGGCUCUGAAGGAUGGUGCGGUCUCCUUGGUCAUUAACCUGGGGUCUGGGGCCUUUGAGGCCAUUGUGGAGCCAGUGAACGGCAAAUUCAACGACAACGCCUGGCACGAUGUCAAAGUGACUCGCAACCUCCGACAGGUGACAAUCUCUGUGGAUGGCAUCCUUACCACAACGGGGUACACUCAAGAGGACUACACCAUGCUGGGCUCAGAUGACUUCUUUUACGUGGGAGGAAGUCCAAGCACCGCUGACUUACCAGGCUCCCCCGUCAGCAACAACUUCAUGGGCUGCCUUAAAGAGGUUGUUUAUAAGAAUAAUGACAUCCGUCUGGAGCUGUCUCGCCUGGCCCGAAUUGGGGACACCAAGAUGAAAAUCUAUGGUGAAGUUGUGUUCAAGUGUGAAAAUGUGGCCACGCUGGAUCCCAUCAACUUCGAGACCCCAGAGGCUUACAUCAGCUUGCCCAAGUGGAACACCAAGCGCAUGGGCUCCAUCUCCUUUGAUUUCCGCACCACUGAGCCCAACGGUCUGAUCCUCUUCACUCACGGUAAGCCCCAAGAGAGGAAGGACAUCCGGAGCCAGAAGAACGCCAAGGUGGACUUCUUUGCUGUGGAACUCCUUGAUGGCAACCUCUACCUGCUGCUGGACAUGGGCUCUGGCACCAUCAAAGUGAAAGCCACUCAGAAGAAAGCCAACGAUGGGGAAUGGUACCACGUGGAUAUUCAGCGCGAUGGCAGAUCAGGUACCAUAUCCGUGAACAGCAGGCGCACACCUUUCACCGCCAGUGGGGAGAGCGAGAUCCUGGACCUGGAAGGAGACAUGUACCUGGGUGGGCUGCCAGAGAACCGUGCUGGCCUCAUCCUCCCCACUGAGCUCUGGACUGCCAUGCUCAACUACGGCUAUGUGGGCUGCAUUCGUGACCUGUUCAUCGACGGGCGCAGCAAGAACAUCCGGCAGCUGGCGGAGAUGCAGAAUGCAGCAGGCGUCAAGUCCUCCUGUUCACGGAUGAGCGCUAAGCAGUGUGACAGUUACCCCUGCAAGAACAACGCUGUGUGCAAGGACGGCUGGAACCGCUUCAUCUGUGACUGCACGGGCACCGGCUACUGGGGCAGGACCUGCGAGAGGGAGGCGUCCAUCUUGAGCUAUGACGGCAGCAUGUACAUGAAGAUCGUCAUGCCCAUGGUCAUGCACACGGAAGCAGAGGACGUGUCCUUCCGCUUCAUGUCCCAGCGAGCCUACGGGCUGUUGGUGGCCACUACCUCCAGGGACUCUGCCGACACCCUGCGCUUGGAGCUGGAUGGGGGUCGCGUCAAGCUCAUGGUUAACUUAGGCAAAGGACCUGAGACCCUGUAUGCGGGGCAGAAGCUCAACGACAAUGAGUGGCACACCGUUCGGGUGGUGCGGAGAGGAAAGAGCCUUAAGUUAACCGUGGACGAUGAUGUGGCUGAGGGUACAAUGGUGGGAGACCACACCCGUUUGGAAUUCCACAACAUCGAAACGGGUAUCAUGACUGAGAAACGCUACAUCUCCGUUGUCCCCUCCAGUUUCAUUGGCCACCUGCAGAGCCUCAUGUUUAAUGGGCUACUCUACAUUGACCUGUGCAAAAAUGGUGACAUUGAUUACUGCGAACUAAAGGCUCGUUUUGGACUGAGGAACAUCAUUGCCGACCCUGUGACCUUCAAGACCAAGAGCAGCUACCUGAGCCUGGCCACCCUCCAGGCCUACACCUCCAUGCACCUCUUCUUCCAGUUCAAGACCACCUCAGCAGAUGGCUUCAUUCUCUUCAACAGUGGUGAUGGCAAUGACUUCAUUGCAGUUGAACUAGUUAAGGGGUACAUACACUACGUGUUUGACCUUGGAAAUGGCCCCAAUGUGAUCAAAGGCAACAGUGACCGGCCCCUGAAUGACAACCAGUGGCACAAUGUGGUCAUCACCCGGGACAACAGUAACACCCACAGCCUGAAAGUGGACACCAAGGUGGUCACUCAGGUUAUCAAUGGUGCCAAGAAUCUGGAUUUGAAAGGUGACCUCUACAUGGCGGGCCUGGCCCAAGGCAUGUACAGCAACCUACCAAAGCUUGUAGCCUCCCGGGAUGGCUUUCAGGGGUGUCUGGCCUCAGUGGACUUGAACGGGCGCCUGCCAGACCUUAUCAAUGAUGCCCUCCACCGGAGUGGACAGAUCGAGCGUGGCUGUGAAGGACCAAGUACUACCUGCCAGGAAGAUUCGUGUGCCAACCAGGGGGUUUGCAUGCAGCAGUGGGAAGGCUUCACCUGUGACUGUUCCAUGACCUCGUAUUCUGGAAACCAGUGCAAUGACCCUGGUGCAACCUACAUCUUCGGGAAAAGCGGGGGCCUCAUCCUCUACACCUGGCCAGCCAACGACAGGCCCAGCACGCGCUCAGACCGCCUUGCCGUGGGCUUCAGCACCACUGUGAAGGAUGGCAUCUUGGUGCGCAUCGACAGUGCCCCAGGUCUUGGCGACUUCCUCCAGCUUCACAUAGAACAGGGGAAAAUUGGAGUUGUCUUCAAUAUUGGCACGGUUGACAUCUCCAUCAAAGAGGAGCGAACCCCUGUGAAUGAUGGUAAAUACCAUGUGGUGCGAUUCACCAGGAAUGGAGGCAACGCUACGCUGCAGGUGGACAACUGGCCCGUGAAUGAGCAUUACCCCACAGGCAACACUGAUAAUGAACGCUUCCAAAUGGUAAAACAGAAAAUCCCCUUCAAAUAUAACCGGCCCGUAGAAGAGUGGCUGCAGGAAAAAGGCCGGCAGUUAACCAUCUUCAACACCCAGGCGCAAAUAGCCAUUGGUGGAAAGGACAAAGGACGCCUCUUUCAAGGCCAGCUCUCUGGGCUCUAUUAUGAUGGUUUGAAAGUACUGAAUAUGGCGGCUGAGAACAAUCCCAAUAUUAAAAUCAAUGGAAGUGUCCGGCUGGUGGGAGAAGUCCCAUCAAUCUUGGGAACGACACAGACGACCUCCAUGCCACCAGAAAUGUCUACCACUGUCAUGGAAACCACCACUACAAUGGCUACUACUACAACCCGCAAGAAUCGCUCUACAGCCAGCAUUCAGCCAACAUCAGAUGACCUUGUUUCAUCUGCUGAAUGUUCAAGCGAUGAUGAAGACUUCGUUGAAUGUGAACCUAGUACAGGAGGUGAAUUAGUUAUCCCUCUUCUUGUAGAAGACCCUUUAGCCACCCCUCCUAUUGCUACUCGUGCACCUUCCAUUACACUCCCCCCUACCUUUCGCCCCCUCCUCACCAUUAUUGAGACCACCAAAGAUUCCCUGUCCAUGACCUCUGAGGCGGGGUUACCUUGCUUGUCGGACCAAGGCAGCGAUGGUUGUGAUGAUGAUGGCUUGGUGAUAUCUGGGUAUGGCUCAGGGGAAACCUUUGACUCUAACCUGCCCCCUACUGAUGAUGAAGAUUUUUACACCACCUUCUCCUUGGUAACAGAUAAGAGUCUUUCCACUUCAAUCUUCGAAGGUGGCUACAAAGCACAUGCGCCCAAGUGGGAAUCCAAGGACUUUAGACCUAACAAAGUCUCCGAAACUAGUAGGACUACUACCACAUCUUUGUCCCCUGAGCUGAUCCGCUUCACAGCUUCCUCCUCGUCUGGGAUGGUGCCCAAAUUGCCAGCUGGCAAAAUGAAUAACCGUGAUCUCAAACCCCAGCCUGAUAUAGUCUUGCUUCCGUUGCCCACUGCCUAUGAGCUAGACAGCACCAAACUGAAGAGCCCACUAAUUACUUCCCCCAUGUUCCGUAAUGUGCCCACAGCAAACCCCACGGAGCCAGGAGUCAGACGGGUUCCGGGGGCCUCAGAGGUGAUCCGGGAGUCGAGCAGUACAACAGGGAUGGUCGUCGGCAUUGUGGCUGCUGCCGCCCUCUGCAUCUUGAUCCUCCUGUACGCCAUGUACAAGUACAGGAACAGGGACGAGGGGUCCUAUCAAGUGGACGAGUCGCGAAACUACAUCAGCAACUCGGCGCAGAGCAACGGCACGCUCAUCAAGGAGAAGCAGCAGAGCUCCAAGAGCGCGCACAAGAAACAGAAAAACAAGGAUAAAGAGUAUUACGUGUAACCAUGACCACACUACUCAUAAACGAAUUGAAAACAGAAUUAUUUCUAUAUAAAUAUCUAACUACUUGGCAAUUGAGAUUUAACAAUGUCAGAACUGUUCUAACUAUGAGAUGGGGUACACCACGACUAUGGUGGGGAAAACCAUUUUUAAGGACACCUACAAAGAUGUACCUACCUAUACUGUUCAGCCAUGGCUGCUUGGAUUCAGUCAUCGCUCGGAGACAGAAAGUUCUUUCUGCCCUGCUGUAUCAUAAAGCACACACUUUGCGCUCUGGAGUACGCAGAUGGCGCCCCCACUUUCGCAGACUGGAAGCUUCCUUUUCCUGAGGACGUUUUCACCCAAGGUAGAGGACUUCAUGGCUUACUUGUUCCAUAACUCCAAGUGAGUCUGUAAUGAUGUUUGUGAAGCUUGACUGUAACAAUGUUUUUUUUUUGUUCAAUUAUGUAAAAAACAAAAACCAAAAAAAGAAAAGAAAAAAGUUAAAAACAAAACAAAACAAACAAAAAAAAAAUAAAACACCCUUAUCUGGCUCUGGCCAGUGUUGUGUAACUUUUCAAGAUCUGAGGGGAAAAAUGGCUUUUGGGUUUUGUUUAUUUUUUUGAGAAUGACUGGACAUAAGAAAAAGAAAAAAAAACUCAGAAAACAAAAGUAAAAGAGACUAUUGCCAUAUGAACUCAAAAGCUACCAUGGUAUUCACCCUACAUAUCAGGUUGUGGUGUUUCUAGAAUCUGUUGUUUGUUUCCUAUAUGAUGCUUUGCUGAACACAUAGCAAAAACCAUAUAAUGGAUGAUACUGUUGAUUUGAAAAACUGGUCCCCCAGGAUCUAAUUCCAGAAUUUGCCACCCAAACCCUGAACAGUUGGGGUUAGGGCUGGUUCUAUCAGAGCUAUUGGCUUUACCUAACAAUAUCAUUCCUGUCCAUUAGCCCAGCCAAAUUGUGGUAGAGAAGAAAGCCCCACAAAUUCCAA